Molecule: messenger RNA, 5284 nt
Organism: Cervus elaphus (red deer)
Lineage: Eukaryota; Metazoa; Chordata; Mammalia; Artiodactyla; Cervidae
Product: putative ankyrin repeat domain-containing protein 19
Exons: 9
Coding region: 3387-5216 (609 amino acids)
Molecular function (GO): protein binding
Source: RefSeq, a predicted model, not a curated record
UACUUUGUUAACAUACCACCGUGUUACAUAUUAGAGUAUUCUGGAUUUGACUGCAUACUUGCCUUAACCAGUGUGUUGUAUAUUUAAAUUUAUUUUAUGUCACUAAUGAACAUCCUUUCAUUUCAGUUUGAGGACUUCUUUCAGCAUUUCUUAUGAGGCGGGACUAGUGGUGAUGAACUCCAUCAGGUUUGCUUUGUCUGGGAGAGUUUUUAUUUCUCCUUCACUUCUGAAAGACAGCUUUUCUGGAUCGAGUCCUCUCGGUUGGCAGGUUUUCCUCCUAGCACUCUGAGUCUGUCCAUGGAUGGAGGCCAAACUGCUGUUGGUGGCGGGAGAGCCAAUGAGGCAUUGGUCUUUCAGCCAUGCUGCUGCUGUCACCGCAUCGUGCGGGUGGUUUAAAAGUAAACUCUCCUCCCCUGGCCCAAUAUUUCCCUGAUUUCUUCUUUCAUGGUAUAUGUGCCUCAUGACAUUUGAAAUACUGCCUGAAUGAAGUGUUACUUUUUCUGUGAAUUCUCUUUUUAUUUCUGGCUGCUCUGGGUCCUUGCCCCUGCAGUGCUUGGGCUUCAGUGUGGUGGCUUCUCUUGAUGCUGAGCGUGGGCUCUAGGGUGCUGGCUUCAGUCGCUGUGGAGCACAGUUUAGUUGCACCAUGGCAUGUGGGAUCUCCCCUGACCAGGAAUCGAACCCCUGACCCCUUUAUUGGCAGCACUGGACCACCAGGGAAGUCCCUAAGUUCACCAUUAUUAUAUUUAGUAGCAAAAUAAAAAAUAUAGUGUAAAUCUACUUGUGACUCCCAUGUGUAAGAGUCAAGGUGCUUAGCCAGUGGAUUCCAUCCGGGUUUCCAGAUGGAAACCUUGAGGUUUCUUGAGGUUCUUCUCAGUGUCUUUCCAGAUGCAUCUCUCUACUUCCUUCCAUGUAUUCUGUGCUCUUCCUUCCAGAUGCCCUGUGCCUGAUGUUUGUGCUCACAUGCAAAUCUCCAAGUGGAAUGAUUUUCUCCCUUUUCCGUUUCUCAUGACCUCCUCUCUUCACUUCUUCUGCAAAUCCUUCCUUAUUUCACUUAUCACUUUCAUAUGUCAACUUUUAUAUAUCAUAUUGUAUCAUAAACGUAUCUGUGUUUGAAGGAAGAAUUUGUUUUCUUGCAUAUGGUUAGUACUUCAUAACUAUUCUGUGAAUUAAUCAAUGACUUAAGAUGGGUAAGAGUUGGAAUUUUAUAAGAAUUGGUUUUUAUUCUUUAUCAGUUGAAUUAUUGGAAAACACUGGCUUUUUUGUGGACUUUUUAAAGUAGCGAUCCUGGUGUGCACAGGAAGGACGUAAAGAAAAAGAACAAUGGCAAAUGGACACCAGGAGGAUGUGUGAUUUCACCCAUAUUUGAAAAGACCGAUUCGCUGACUGGUGGCCUGCUGCACGUGAAUGAUGCCAGCGUUUUGAGGGAAGUGGCUCAGAGUGAUGGCAGGUGCCUUCUCCAGAUUCCUCGUUUGUAGGGGAGGAAGUAUUAGCACUGAGUUCUUCUGGAAAUAGAGCAGCAUUCUACAGUGCUCAGGCCAAGACAAGAGGUUGCUCACCUCUAGUGACGGACACUGCCGAAAGGUCACGGUGAGGACAGUGCCUCUGGCCGGACGUCAUUUCAGUAAAUAGCCCCCUUGGAAGCUGGACUGUAGGGAAUACACAUAAACGUUCCGUAGGGAAUGUUAUUGGGACAGGCAGUGAAGAACUGGAUGGUAACUGAAGAGGAAUUGGAGUUCACAGGUGUUUCUUGUUUUAUGUUAAGAAGGGAGCUUUUAGAGUGUGUAUGCUAUUGGAAAUGAGCCAGCAGAGGACGUGUUUAUUUAGUUUAGUCUUGUUUGCAUUUCCAACCCUAGAAAGCUUAUUAAUUGUAUGGCAUUAUCUUUAAAGUAUUAUGGUAACCUAAUUGUACAUAAUACUCCUGUUCAUGUAUAGUUUUAUGGUAAGGGCUUGUUCAUUGGUUCUGAAGUGUAAAAUUCCUAUGUAAUGGACUAUGCAGAUGAUUGCUUAAGUUAAUUCUAUCAUAUAUAGAUUUUCAAAAAUUACAUAAUUGUGAAUUUACAAACACUUAGGCUAUACUGAAUAGGAUAUGGUCAUUCCCUGAUGAUUCUAGUUGAUAGUGACAUGGUGAGUAGCUAUGAUUUUGUAAGGUGCUCUGAAACAUCACAUCAUAUUAACCUUCAUAGUUGUUUAUAGAUUCCAGGGAAAAGGGGAAGAUUUUGUUUCUAUUUAAUAGAAAAACAUUAUUAGCAGUCUUUCACAAAUUAUUCCUUUUGGAUGAUAAAGAUCUAAAUGACAAAAACUGUGCUUCCUGUACUAAGAGUGUCGUUAACACCAUACUGUGUGCUCAAUACAUGUACGUCAGAUGCAGGAAGAAACAGCAGGAUGGUUGAAUGAAUGCCUAUUGAUGAAUUUCUUUACAAAAAAACAAAACCUCAUGGACAGUAGAUUUCCAGUCUUGCCUACCUCUGAAGCCUUUUUAAUUUUUGAGAUAUAUGUUUUAAGAUUCAGAAAUCAUUUUUUAUAGCUAUAGCUAGACCUGACAUAGUACUAUACAUUCAUUUGCUAUCAUAUUACUUCAAAGGCUUUUCAGUCUUACUUUCUCAGCACAUUUAGGAAGAGCAGUGUUGACGCCGACUCCCUGGUUGAAUUCUGGGAGGUUGGUGAUGUGCUGAGGGACGUGGGCACGUCCCGCACCCUCUGUGAGUGCCCAUCUCCCAGAAGGACUGUGAGGCCUGAAUGCCUGCAAGACACGUCAGAUGCUUCUAACAAUGCAUGGAUGAUGCAUAGGAUGUCCUCAAAAAGCUAGUAUCUUGGUCAUUCAAAUGGGUUUCUUUCUUAGAAGGACUGGAAGAAUACCUCCCAGACAGGUCACAUUGCCAUAAAAGUUAGUUCUUAUUGAAAAGAACAGGUGCAAAAAACACUGGUAUACUGUUUCCUAUCACACAACGCAAGUAACUUUAUGUUUUUCCUUUUCCUUGGAUCUAACUUGAAUACUUUAUUAAUAUUACUGAUAUAUUUUCUGUGUUCUUUAAUGCUGCUCUUAUUUAUUUCUGCAUCCUUUAUAGACAAUUACUUGCCAAUGCAAAGAGUUUAUAUAAAACAGAAAAGUUUAGGUAUUGUUUGUAUUUUUGAAUAUUUACUAUUAGCCUGAAAAGAAUCAUUUGUUCUUUUAGGCCUGCAAGGAUAACACCGCAUGAAAAGAAGAAGGUCAAAGAACAAAUUAAUUACGUGAAUGACCUGGAUGACUUAACUCAGUCUUCUGAGACUGUUUCUGAGGAUGGCGACAUGCUUUACUCUACGAUUUCCACGUUGCAAGUGGAACCUCUCGACAUGGGGUGUAAAGAUUCGCCUUAAAGCAAGAAGAAGAGAAGAGAAGAAACACUAAUAUGUCAUGUGAAAAAAUUAGGGAGCAGUUAAGAAGAGUAGAAGACGAACAUAGUAAAGAAAUUGAAAUGAAACAGCAAUUAGAGUUCAGUCUCCGAGCACUCGAAAUGGAACUGAAGACUGUGAGAAACAAUUGGAAUCAGACUUCUGCUGGUCAUGAAGAAGCAAAAGACCUGUUGCGCAAAAACCACAUUCUGCAGGAAGAAAUUGCCAGCCUAAGACUGGAAAUAGAUGCAGUGAAAAGUCAGAACCUGGAAAAGGAAAGGAACUAUUUUGAGGACAUUGAAAUUGUCAAAGCAAAGAGUGAUGAUGCUCAAAAGGUGGUAAAACUGACUGAGGAAAUGUUAACAAAGACUAUAUCCCAGGAUACAGGCCAGCCUAAUGUUCUGGCAGCUGCGAAUAUGAUGCUAAAGUCUAAGCUGGAGAACAAAAAAGAAAGCAAACAAAGACUGGAAACAGAAGUGAAAUCCUACCGUUCUAAACUGGUUGCUGCUUCACACGAUCCUGAUCGAGGUCAGACAUCACCAAGAGACCUGGAACUUGCCUUCCAGAGAGCAAAAGACGAGUGGUUAUGCUUGCAGGACAAAAUGGAGUCUGAUGUGGCGAACUUAAAAGAUAACAGCAAGGCACUUUCCCAGCAACUGUCUACAGUGGAGCAUAAAUUCAAUAAGCUAAAAAUCAAGCUGCAGCACACAAGACAUGAUCUUAGAGAAAAGACCUUGACAUUAGAACGUGUCCAGAGAGACCUUCACCAAGCAGAGUGUCAAAAGCAGGAAGCUGAACACAUGUAUCGGAACGAACAAGGCAAAGUGAAGGAACACCUUGGAAAGCAGGAAUCCUUAGAGGAGAGAUUAUCUCAACUCCAGAGUGAAAACAUGUUGCUCCGACAGCAACUGGAUGAUGUGCAAAACAAAGCCGACAGUAAAGAGAAGACAGUCAUUGGCAUCCAAGACCAAUUUCAGCAAAUCGUCAGAAAACUCCACGCUGAAAGUGAGAAACAAGGUCUGAUGCUAGAAGAAAGAAACAAGGAGUUAAUCAGUGAACGGAAUCAUUUAAAAGAGAGACUGUGUCAGUACGAAAAUAAGAAAGCAGAAAGAGAAGCAGAUGUGAGACAACUUCGGCAAGAACUGGCUGACACCGUAAAAAAGCAGUCUAUGUCAGAGGCUUCACUGGAAGUCAUGUCACGCUAUUGUGCUAACUUAGACGAUGAGACACAGGAUUUAAAGAACAACUUCCGUCAACUCACAAGUCAGAGACAGGCAGAAUCUCAACAGGUGGAACUCAGAAUUAAAGACUUGGAAUCUGAACUCUCUAAGAUGAAAACUUUGCAAGAAGAUAAUAAAGCAGAGUUUGAAACAUAUAAGCAUCUCUACCUAGUAGAAUUUGAAGUUAGAAAGUCAUUGCAAGAUGAACUAGACAAGACUAAUGAGAGGCUGGCAGAGAUCAGCACCAAACUUGAGGUGGAGAAGCAGCAGAAGAGAUCUUUACUCGGCACUCUUAGCAGCACGCCAGUCCUGGAGCCCUCUUCUGUUGGAAAUUUCAAACCCACUUCAGGGUUCAAUGCAAAUCUGAUUUCAAGAGCAAACGUAGGGUUUUCUACCUCAAUUCGACGCCAUUCAAAUGACAGCAUGGAGACUUACUUGACCAAGAUGAGACGGGAGUUGGACAGGAGUAUAACUAGAGAAGUAAGGAAAGUUGAGGCUGAAUUGGCAUCUGAUGCCUUUCAAGUGUCUUCUCGAAGCUCUUCAGAUGGGUCAAAUGUGUAUGAUGACCAACUUUUGAAAGCAAAAGCAGAGUAUCAACAGAUUUUGUUUGAAAAAUAUAGGAUUUAGAAAGAUAAAUAGUAAACGUUUCCCUACUGGACUGUUUCCAUGACAUUUCAUUGUUUCCCAUUAAAGAU